Molecule: messenger RNA, 1285 nt
Organism: Ixodes scapularis (black-legged tick)
Lineage: Eukaryota; Metazoa; Arthropoda; Arachnida; Ixodida; Ixodidae
Gene: Las
Product: lipoyl synthase, mitochondrial
Exons: 12
Coding region: 1-1245 (414 amino acids)
Biological process (GO): lipoate biosynthetic process
Cellular component (GO): mitochondrion
Molecular function (GO): lipoate synthase activity; 4 iron, 4 sulfur cluster binding
Source: RefSeq, a predicted model, not a curated record
AUGGUCCAAAACGAUCCAAUCCAACACAAUCCACUUCCAAUUCUGUCAUGGCGCUGUCGUGUGUGGAGUGGGGGCCCACUUCGUGGCAAUAAUCUCGCCGUAGUUUCCAUCAUGCUCAAGCAGUGCAUUGGUCCGUUACGGUAUGGAAGGGCACUUAGACAGCAAUCGGUGUCCACGGCACAGUGUUGUUACAAAAGCGACUUGACAAGCGAGCAGAAGGCCGGCAUUCAGAACGGACCGGGCCUUCAAGACUUUAUUGCCGGAGCCAUUCCCAGAGGUAGCACCUUCAGCGACUACAAGGGAAAGCUGAAGCGGGCACCAGGAGAAACAGAAAGGUUGAAGCUGCCGCCUUGGCUCAAAGUGGAAAUCCCGAAAGGAACAAACUUUGCUCGGCUGAAAGGAUCUCUACGAGGAAAGAAGCUACACACUGUUUGCGAGGAGGCCCGUUGCCCAAACAUUGGAACAUGUUGGAACGGAGGCCCGGACCACGUUGCCACGGCAACCAUCAUGGUCCUGGGCGACACAUGCACGCGGGCAUGUCGUUUCUGCUCGGUGAAAACAGCGCGCCACCCUCCGCUCCCAGACCCCGACGAGCCUCUGAAUACGGCCGAGGCCAUAGCGGAAUGGGGCCUCGACUACAUUGUGAUCACGUCAGUUGACAGAGACGAUCUGCCCGAUGGCGGGUCGAACCAUUUCGCAGAAACAGUCCGGCAGAUCAAGCAAAGGAAGCCGUCAAUACUCGUUGAAUGCCUGACGCCAGAUUUCGCAGGAGACAUGAAAGCUGUCGCUGAGGUUGCCUCUUCCGGCCUAGACGUGUAUGCUCACAACAUUGAGACAGUUCCUGAGCUCCAGGCUCAUGUCAGAGACCGAAGGGCAAACUUUGAGCAGUCCUUGAAAGUGCUAAAGCAUGCCAAGGAAGUGAACCCCAAAGUCAUCACCAAGACUUCACUCAUGCUGGGCUUUGGAGAAAGUGACAGCCAAGUCAUGAAGACCAUGGAAGCGGUUCGGGAGGCUGGCGUGGACUGCUUCACGCUGGGACAGUACAUGCAACCCACGAAACGCCAUCUCAAGGUUGUGGAGUACGUCACUCCGGAGAAGUUUAUGCACUGGGAAGGCUACGGAAACAAGCUGGGGUUCUUAUACACAGCCAGUGGACCCCUGGUACGAUCCUCUUAUAAAGCAGGUGAACUUUUUGUCUCCAAUUUCCUGAAGAAUAGAAAGGACAGUGUGGCUUCUCCAUCCUAAAUGCUGUUUCAAUAAAGGACAAGAAAUUCUGAGGAUACUA